UAAUGCAUUUUCGUAUGGUAAAAGGGAGGAGUAGGUGAUAGAUACCAAAAUCAUUUCAACCAGGCUAUAAGAAGAGAUGUUGUGUUAGAAGUUACUACAACACUCUCACUCAAACUCUAGCACCACUUUAAUUCCAAUCCCUUCUCUCUCCAAAACCUUCACUUUCCUCUCCUCCAAUCAUGGCUUCAUCAAACCGACACUGGCCUAGCAUGUUCAAAUCCAAACCCCCUCAUCUCCAAUGGCAGCAUGACAUCAACUCCUCCCUACUUUCUUCCAACAAAACCCCCUAUGCACAAGGGCACGCCUGCGAGGAGAGAACUCCGGAGCCAAAGCCGCGGUGGAACCCUCGGCCCGAGCAAAUCCGGAUUCUGGAAGGCAUCUUCAACUCGGGGAUGGUGAAUCCUCCCCGAGAUGAGAUACGCAGAAUUAGGGCUCAAUUGCAGGAAUACGGCCAAGUCGGAGACGCCAACGUCUUCUACUGGUUCCAGAACCGCAAAUCAAGGAGCAAGCACAAGCAGCGCCACCUCCAAACCACCUCCAAGCCUCAGCCACCCGCUCCAUCUCCCCCUCCUUCCUCCUCCUCCUCCGACAAGUCUUCAAGCGAGAAAUCCAUCUCCGUCUGCCCUUCCUCCGUCAUUGACCUCCUCAACUCGCCAACCGCUUCCGUCAACCAACCGUUCCUCCAUUCCCCGGCCGAAUUCCUCGCCGAGCCCUUCUACUUUCCGGUGCAGCACGCGCAAGAGCUUUGCUUCCCUGUGGCGGAUCAGACCCCCAAUUUUCUCCUCAGCGAGCUCAUGCUAAUGACCAAGAAACGCGAAGACGAAGAGAAGAUGCAUCAACAGCUCAGCUUCACGAACAACACCGUCGUCCCUCCAUCUCUCUGUGUCCCUUCUCCCAGCACCCAUCAUCUUCUUCAAGGUGUGGAACAAUGCGGCCCCACCAAAUCCACCGUGUUCAUCAACGACGUCUGCUUCGAGAUCGGAGCCGGCCCGUUCAACGUCCGCGAGGCGUUUGGCGAUGACGCCACGCUCUUCCACUCGUCCGGGCAGCCCGUGCUGACGGACGAGUGGGGUCUCACUCUCCACCCCCUCCAUCACGGCGCAUUCUACUAUCUCCUCCGCCCCUUCCUCAAAAUUUGAUUUGGAAGCAACUGAGGAAGGGUGGUAGAUGGGAGUUUCUAGAUUUGUAAGGUUUUAUCAUUUUCUUCAUAAUGGAACCUACUGUUGGAUCAUCAAUGUUGGGAACAAUCUCUCUACAUGUUUUUAGGAACCAAACUGUUUGUUGUUUUUAUUUAUGUGUGUCUUUUCAAAUCAAAGUAACUCAAAUGGGACAAUGUUUGAGUACUUGCUCAAGAAUGUCUUCACUCUCUUGAUCAUGUGUUGGUAUUUGGAUAUAAAUAUAAAACCUGAUUUGCUGUA
Molecule: messenger RNA, 1418 nt
Organism: Salvia hispanica
Lineage: Eukaryota; Viridiplantae; Streptophyta; Magnoliopsida; Lamiales; Lamiaceae
Product: WUSCHEL-related homeobox 9-like
Biological process (GO): regulation of developmental process
Molecular function (GO): DNA-binding transcription factor activity; DNA binding
Source: RefSeq, a predicted model, not a curated record